GGGGGGGGGGGGGAAACAUUCAUUGCAUUCUUGUGCGAAUGAACUCGGAGCACAGAGUGCUGUGUACAAAGAGAUGAAAGGAUGUUCCGAGGCGGCCCAUCUGUGCGCUGGCGUAGGAGGUGUUGGGUUUAGGGAGAGUGUUGGCCAGAUUGCCUGACGGUCCCGGUCCAACAGGGGGUGUUGCGUCACUCAAAAGACGUCGGGAAGAAGAGACGAAGAGGCCAAGGGACUCUGCAGAAGCCUUUCUCUGUGGAGGUCACACAGUGACCCAAAGCACUCACUUUCUAAGCCCUGAGAGAGGACUAAUAACCAGAUUUAUGACUGCCUGUAAGCUGGCUCUGUAAUCUGCAUUACUGGCCUUUGUGUGUGUGUGUGUGUGUGUGUGUGUGUGUGUGUGUGUGUGGUGUGUGUGUGUGUGUUACUAAGUGAAAAUGCAAAUGAAUCUAUAUGAGAGUGUGACCGAGUGAGUAAAAGUGAGCAUAAGUUUUUUGUUUUGUUUUGGGGUUUAGUUUUUUUUUAGAAUGUUGCAGCCUUUAUGGUUGUGCAAGAGAGCACCCAAACGUGUGUGUGUGUGUGUGUGCAUUUGAGUGUGUGUGUGCGCAUUUGAGUGUGUGUGUGUGGUGAGUGAAAGGGGAUAGUGUGCAAGCAGGUCAGUGUGCAAUGUUGCUGUGGGUGUGGAAGAGCUUGGUUAAGUUCAGAUGUACACAGCCGCAGAGAUGGAGCAUCUCUACUGAGGGAGAUGCCACACACUUAUUUUAAAAUUAUAAUUAGACGAAGAUGGUGGAACAGCCUGUUUAUCUCACUGACACACCACACACACACACACACACACACACACACACAACACACACACACACCACACACACACACACACACAUACACACACACACACACACACACACACACACACACACACACACACAGACAUACAGACAAAUGAUCCAAAUCAUUCUGGCUCCACCCAUACCUCUGGUUGUGUGAUAGGACUGCAUUCAUGUCAGUGUGGGAGAAUAAUUGUAUGGCCUUUUUUUUCUCAUUGCUACAAAGUGUGUGUGUGUAUAUACAUCUAAAGUCUAACAGAUAGCUAUAUACAUGUGUUGUAAACUUCACAAGCCUUGCAUUUGUUUGCAUAUUUUCUGUUUGUAAAGUGAGACCAGCCGUUAUUUUGAAUGUCCCUUUCUUGGGGCAAGAUGAACGUUUUGUGAGCAUCGGCAUUUCGAUUUGUAUUCCUAGUAACGGGGACGGUCAACAACCCCUGUUCAGCCCUCGUGAAGGAGCAGUCUGGGUGGAAGCCCCAGGUCUUGUGAACAGAUCGGGGACAGAGAUGCUACAGCCCUACAACUCCAUACGGUUUCUGAAUGACACCGUUUCAAUGUCAAUUCACCUCCAUUGCUGCUGCCAACACCUAACCACCACUGAGAAUUACAGAUGUUUUAUUUUUUAAAAGACAAUUUGAAGGUGUUUUUUUUUCCCCUUCUCCAGAAAAAUCAGUAACAGUAUUUGUCAGCUGUUAAACAAUCAUAAUCGUGUGUGUAUACUGACACUAUGAAUUGCAUUCAUUGUACCUGAAGGAAAGUUGAGUGUGUAUAUCAUUCCUUUUUUUAUUUUCCCUUAUAUAACAUUAUAAAGAUAUGAAACGGAGAUUUAUUGCAAAGUGAAUGUGAUAAAAAAAGGUCCACUCUCAAAACACUUGUCUAGUUGUCUGAUUUGAAUAUGCAUCCAACAUUUAUAUCACCACAGCUUUCUACCAGUGUUGCAGUGAAACAGAAACCCCAGCCUUUGCCCAUUUAACUAGAAUGUGUGUGUUUUUUUUUUUAAAGAAUGUUAAAUAAGGUUCACAGCCAAACUUCAACUGUGCAUUUGUUCGUUCCAAAUUUGGUUGUGACCAAUUAUUUGAAAUCAACACCAUUUGCUAUUUUUUGUUCCGUGUCCCAUGGUUUCUGUGGCGGAUCCAUGUGGCUGAUACUGUGGCAUUGUUUGGAGUGGCCCCUGCCCUGCAUAAUUAAAGUGGAAGGCCAGGAGCGCUCUGCAGACGAAGGGUUGCCACACACACAGACAGAUUAAAGGGGCAGGAUUAACAUCAUGUUCCUGACCACACACAAAACCCAAAUCCGUUGUUCAAACAAUCAAUCUUCUGUUUUGUGUCCUACUCACUUUCACACUCUGACCCAAAAGAGUUAAUGAGGGAUAGCACAAAAAUCAUGGGAUGGGGUCACUAGGAAUCACUGACUUCACAUAAAAAAAACAUAAGCGGGGUGUGUAGGUAGUUUUCUCAUGCAAAUGAGGCUUAAUCGCGCAGGGUCAUGAGUGGGAGCAUGCGUGUGCAUGUGAUGGAGGAGCCGUGUGCAUUGUUGCCUGAAAGCGUUAUGUUUUAUUUAGCACCAUCCUGGUGGCGUACACACGAACAACAACCAUCAUGUUCUUGCACAUAUUCACGUAAUGUGUUAAUGCGUGCCCGCGUUCACCCCACUUUUCGCAUCAUAUUUUCUGAGGUAGAAGAUUUUUUUUUGCAAUAUAAUUGAGAUCUUUUAAGGGAAAUAAAAAAAUAAAUGUAGAUUACUAAUAUUAAUGAGUGUUUGGUAGAAAGUACUGACAUUCAAUGUACCAUUCUGGCCUGCGUUUUUACCCCUACUGUGCUUAAUUACGUUAAUAAAUCAACUUUUCAGUCGUCGAAUAUGCAAAUGAUUAUCCACAGAUAUGUGUACAUUUCCCUGAUAAUAUGGAAGAAAACUUCCUAAACUGAUGGCGACAUCAGUGCAUGGCAAUAAUGCCACAGAGAUAACUGGAAGGGAAUGAGCGAAGAUGCUCUAUGUCUCUGCGUAAUGACGCCUGGGAGGAAAGUGGAGCAGCUCAGCUCGAGUUGAGGCUGUGUGGGGAAGAGUGAGCUCAAAUCGGCUGCCAAAGCGCUCCACCGAAUGAGAGCAAACCGGGUGUCCAAGUUUCCCCAGGCAAUUUUAUGCGAGCCGUAGAUGAGCUAAAGCGCAUGGAGACCACGGGUCAUCCGCUCCUAGUCACUCCAUAUGAUUGUCUACACUAUACAUUUGUGCAUUAUAUUUGUAUUAAAGUCUUUCUUUCAACUUCAGCACCACUGAAAAGACUAAAUAGCCUACCUUGGGUUUACCAUCUUUGAGAAGGCGUGUUUUCGCCUCCCAAGUUCUGUAGAUCCCGCAUCGCCUUAAUGACUCCUCUACGAACGCCUACUCGUCCCCUCACCUACCAGAAUGCAGGCGAAGGGUUCAAGGUUCCCCACGCUUCUUUACGUAAAUGCAUGCGUCCCAGGUGUUCUGCUGGCCCGCUGUUCCGCUCUGCCACUAGGCCGCCACCCACGCCGUGCUUUCUGCGCAUUUGAAAUCUCCCCGGCUCCUCUGCUGUACUCCCACUCAGUGGGGCUCGCAAUCGCAUUUGUCCACCUUUCUUUGUAAUUACUCAUUUUCACCGAGCUGCAGUUGAAUACUUCACAGUUCUGACAUAUUUAUGCGGUGUGCGUGUUCUGCAUUACGCGUCUUUUCCCUUCAGUCUAUGUUGAGAAACUCUGCACCUCAUCACCAGAGCCUAGUAUAUAAGCAAAACGGAUAGUUAUUUAUAAGCUUAUAAGAAUACGACAAUUGCAGGCAAUACUUAACCAGUUUUAUUUAUGCGAUGGCUUUUACUCUGCGCUGUUACAGGCCCUAUCCAUCUCCACUAACCAUCCAUUCUUUUCCUUGGACGGCGUAGUGGACUUACAAAGACCUUAAUUUAAUAACGUUAGCCAGCAAUGGGACCUAAUUGGCUUUUUCUUACGUGUUGUGUGUAUAUAUACUGUAAAAUACAGCCACCCUGUAUUUCAAUUGUACAAAGUAUCCUACCCUUGCAUUCAUUAGACGACGUUACAACGUCCUGUCCAAACCUGAGCAGCAUCUUGCUACAAGAGGAUGGUAAACACACAUCUGUAGGCUGGCCUGCAUUCAAUAGGUCUGUGUACCCUGGUGCUGACUCGUCGACUGUCAGAAAGCAUAAAAGUAGGUUAAGUGGGUUGCAAAGACGGUGUUUAUUGGAAGCAUUCAUUCAUAGGCAUUAUGAGGACGCUUCCUAGGGAGUCUGCCAAAGAUGGCAUUUAAUUCUCAGUCUGUGAGUCGCUUGCUGCACUCUACUCCCACGAGAGACGGCCUUACUGCCUCUUUGCAACAGUCAUUCAUUCCCACAUCUUGUUUCCUGACACACCAGAGCAUACCAGACAAGAAUUAUACUUUCUUAUUUUAACGACGACAGUAAAAUUAGGAUUGUUUAGGGUGUGUGUUAGAGUUAACUAGGCUACGCGUAGUUAAUUCGAAGGCAAAUGCUACUUUAUUUCAAAUGAGCUAUGGUGUAGGCUAUAGAUAGUGAUAGAUAGUAGGCUAUACUCUGCAAAAAGCCACAUUGUUUAGCUCGUUUUGCCAGUGACACACGAGAAAAAUUAAGAACCGCAUCCAUUGCAAAUUUAAAGCCUAACAGAUGAAUGGCCUAUUAAAGAAAACAUUGUGGGAAUCCACGGGACGGCGAUAAAUACCUGCGAUGGCUUCACUAGCCCCUCUUCACUGUUCUUUUUUCCGACAGUGGGGGUCGCCAAGAAUACUACACUGAAUAACUCUCAGGCCUGUGGGUACGGUACCUUUCCGUCAACUCCGCUGUCGAUGGAAGCCACAAAAACACAGACGCCCACCUACCGCUACCGCCGCUCAGCUCUACACUCUCUACUGAGCCCUUCAAAAUGGCGGCAGCUUCCUCCAUCCAGCCGCCGAGCGUACACGCAAUAAAGCAGGACAAUUCACCUUUCCCGGACUCCGACAGCCCCGAGAGCCGGCAUGAUGAAGACGCGCCAUCUGAGGGUACGAGUCUUCGAGAUUUGCCCGUUUUGGAUCCGGAGGAAAUCGAGAAGAGAUUGGAGAAAACUAACCGUGAGCUGAGCAACAGGAGAAAAAUCCUCAUUAAGAACCUGCCACAAGAUACAACUAACCAGGAGGUCCAUGACAUUCUGAAGGAGUAUGAGCUCAAGUACUGUUUUGUCGACCGGAACAAAGGCACAGGUAAUUGCCCGUCUUAUAUCACCACAGCGCUCCCACCAAUAUAUCAAAGGAUCCUCGGGAAAAUGGAUGCCUGCUUGUCCGAUGCCUGCAGCCAGCCAUUUCUGGUGGUUGUACGGCACCCGAAAAGACACACCUUUCCCAUGCAAGCCAUCCAGACCUGCUCUGUGUCUGCCUCCCAACCCUUAGCCCCUGGGGUCCUGCCAAGGAGCCCAAAGUCUGACCGCGGCUCUAUUGUUGGCCAUGGUAUUGUUUCGGUGGCUGCACCCAUGCAUUAUCAGGCCACACGCAUGAUGCACUGUUUCCUCAGUGCUCGCCUCAGUGCUCUCAACAAAUUGGAGCCGCUGCCUCUUACUCUGGAAAAACACCUCGGCAAGACGCUCGGGCUCGGGCUGUUUAAUUACCAUUUGGCCUCCGACGGCCCGCAGCUCACCCAGCCAGCCAUGUAUGGCCUCACCGUGGCUCUUCCAAAAGCACCUCACUACAAAUGUCGGCCAGUGUUGCGCAGGGAAAUCCAUGACGGAAUUCCAAAGAGUCUCUAUGAGGAGUCUCUGUGCUGUGCUGUACUGUCCUCCUCUCUGGGUCUCUAUGAGGAGUCUCUGUGCUGUCCUGUGCUCUUCUCUGAGUCAGAGUCUCUAUGA
Messenger RNA from Clupea harengus (Atlantic herring), 5680 nucleotides. RefSeq lists its product as uncharacterized. Gene Ontology annotation, molecular function: mRNA binding. The transcript is spliced from 5 exons. Lineage: Eukaryota; Metazoa; Chordata; Actinopteri; Clupeiformes; Clupeidae. The coding region runs from base 4727 to 5680 and encodes 317 amino acids. The record is from RefSeq and is a predicted model, not a curated record.